Messenger RNA from Diaporthe amygdali, 528 nucleotides. RefSeq lists its product as uncharacterized. The transcript has a single exon. Bases 1 to 528 code for a protein of 175 amino acids. NCBI's taxonomy places the organism in Eukaryota, Fungi, Ascomycota, Sordariomycetes, Diaporthales, Diaporthaceae. The record is from RefSeq and is a predicted model, not a curated record.
AUGGCUCGCGCCAAGAAGUCGAAGCCUGCCCCAAGGGCCGCACGUCGCCGUGGGGUGAUCUGCCCUGGCUGCUCAACAGAGCUUGCGCUCCACGGUAUGGUCUCCGAUUCUGACGCGUUCGUCUAUGCUAGCAAGACGGACAUGCACAAGCUCGGAAUCAACUGCAAGAAUGACGCCUGCAUUCUCUGUAUCGAGGGUGUCAUUGACGCCGACAAGAAGGCGCCUGUCAACCCCAUCAUCAGGCGAUGCGUCCAGUCCGCGGAGAAGCAGCGCGCUGCAAUCAAGGCUGCCAGUAAAGAGAAGAGAAAGGAAGAGAAGAAGCAAGAGAAGAAGAGAAAGGAGGAACAUGAGGCUGUGGAGUACGCAAGGUACAAUCCAUUCUCGGGCAGCAGAGAAGAGGAAAUCAAGAAUGCAAUCCAGGAGAGGAAGAGGCAGAGGAAAGAAACUAAGAAGACCCUCAAGCGCUGGAAGGGCAUCAAGAAACACGCGGACGAACUAGAUCAGCUGAUCCCUCUCUUCGAGGAGUAG